AUGGUGUCCCGCGCUCUCCCACGGUGUCCCGCGCUCUCCCACUAUGUCCCGCGCUCUCCCAUGGUGUCCCGCGCUCUCCCAUUGUGUCCCGCGCCCUCCCAUUGUGUCCCGCGCUCUCCCAUGGUGUCCCGCGCUCUCCCACUGUGUCCCGCCGCCCUCCCACGGUGUCCCUCGCCCUCCCAUGGUGUCCCUCGCCCUCCCAUGAUGUCCCCUCGCCCUCCCACGGUGUCCCGCGCCCUCCCACGGUGUCCCGCGCUCUCCCACUAUGUCCCGCGCUCUCCCAUGUGUCCCGCGCCCUCGGCCACGUGUCCCGCGCUCUCCCACUAUGUCCCAGCUCUCCCCAUGGUGUCCCGCGCUCUCCCAUUGUGUCCCGCGCCCUCCCACGGUGUCCCGCGCUCUCCCAUGGUGUCCCGCGCCAUCCCAUGGUGUCCCUCGCCCUCCAUGGUGUCCCUCGCCCUCCCAUGA
Molecule: messenger RNA, 465 nt
Organism: Procambarus clarkii (red swamp crayfish)
Lineage: Eukaryota; Metazoa; Arthropoda; Malacostraca; Decapoda; Cambaridae
Source: RefSeq, a predicted model, not a curated record